Penicillium cinerascens is the source of this 2544-nucleotide messenger RNA. RefSeq lists its product as uncharacterized. The transcript has a single exon. Bases 1 to 2544 code for a protein of 847 amino acids. Gene Ontology annotation, cellular component: nucleus. Gene Ontology annotation, molecular function: DNA binding. The record is from RefSeq and is a predicted model, not a curated record. NCBI's taxonomy places the organism in Eukaryota, Fungi, Ascomycota, Eurotiomycetes, Eurotiales, Aspergillaceae.
AUGUUUUUUCCGGUGAGACCUAACAGCACUAAGAAUCGAAAGCCCAAACCCCCAGCCUCCUCAACCUCGAAGAACAAACAACGUCCGAAGGGUUCGUUUCUGGUUCGGCCCUCCCGCAAUUCUACCAAGGAUCCCGUCCCCGACCCAACGGAUCGCUCCUCCACUUCUGAAUCGACAUCGCUCAGCAGUUCCCCACGCAGGUCCUCGAUGCCUGGUCUCGAUGCCGCCAGCCGCUCGGGAACCGCCUCGUUCCUUGAGUCGAGGACCAGCCUUCCUUAUCCCAACUUUUCCAAGGCUCAUAGCAAGGAAGAUGUUCGCACAGCCAGCAUCCCCACACCGGACCCGACCGACUUGACCGAGGACAAGGAAAAUACCAAGUCAAAUGGCAACCAUGCCCGCGAAAACCACCAUGCCCCGCCAAGCCCACCGCUGACGGGCCUCGACCAGCCCACCUCGCGUAAGGGUAGUGCUGUUGGUGAGCAGGAAGGAAAGGAAAAGGGCUCGGGCAAAACCACAGCGAAGAAAGCAAACAUAAAGAUCAGAACGGAGGUCAACAGAUCGUCGUCGAGUCUACGAUCGAAGAGAGAUGGAGAGACCAAGUCCAGCAAGUCUCCGCGAGCUGAUACACCCAAAUCGAAAUCAUCCAAAACUGAGAAGGAAGCGUCAUCACCUCGAACCAGCCACAAGUCGUCUAAGACCAAGUCCUCUGAAGAGAAGAAACUACCCAAGCGAUCCAGUCGGUCUACGAUGUCCCAGUCCAAUGUCACAAUCCGCGAUGUCGGCGCCGAAUCAACUAAUGGGUCCGAUGCCACAUCCAUUGCUCCUAUCCAGCAGUACCCGGCGCCCCGAAAAUCGAUGACUCCGCCUCUGAAACCUCCCUCUCGCACCCAGAAUCGGCCAUCAGCAUCUCAUCGCCACACUCCUAGCGACGACUCGAUCGAGUAUGGAAGACAUGUCAUGCCCGGUCCGGCAUAUGGGGCACCGCCGCCACCUCCACCGCCACCUCAGGUGCCCGUUUCCAUACCCAGAGUCGAUUACCUGCUUCAGCAUGGCGGUUUGGAGAACAAAGUGCCGCGAACGCUUCUGAUCGGUCCCAGUCCGUCGGAUCCUUUCGCCCAGUCAGCUACUCAGCCGCAGCUAGCUGCCGCGAAGGUGUUCGACCCGUUCAACCGCCUUCUCGAUGAUUACAACAAAGUCAUGAGCAAGAAUGGAUCUCUCGCUGUCGCUACUGGGUAUCGAUCAGUUGCACGGCGACUUCUCGAUCGUCUCGAAGCCGUUUUUGCACGUGACAUCUCAUCGGAGCCUUGCCACUGCCUGAUGUGCGAUCAUGAGGAGCUAGAGGAGCGCCCAGAGGGAGUGAGUUGGGGCGAGGUAUUGGAGCUUGUCUCUGGACGCCGAGAGCUGCCUAUGUGGCCGCCUUUCAUGAUGGCACAUUCGACUAUGGACUCGGAUCUGCCUGGUGAAGAGCACAUUCCGAUGCAAAAGCUUGAUAUCGAUGUUCCUGAAGAAUAUCGCGACCACUUCAUGCGUCAGUCUCGGAAAACUCAAGCUGCCGUGGAUAAAUGGCUCUCCGAGCAGAAUGACCAAGCUACCAGCGCCCCGGAGGAAGUAGAUGAUGAGACCUUGACUUUUGCCAUGGUCACACACCUUGAACCCCACCAACGUUCUCUGUUCUGUGCUCUGCUUGGCAUCAACUCUUCAACUCCUGUUCCUCGGUCCGAUGAUGAGAAGCCUCGACCAAAGCCACCUGCCCUCGUAUCUUGUUCGCUGGCCAUUCAGCGACUAUAUCGCCUUCAGUCCCUUCCACGCGACCCGGAAACAGCCAUGUUCAUGCUCAAUAACCCUGGUUUGCAUCACGUCCUCGCUACCCUGGCGGCUAUCAGUGACGACGAAUGGGAAAUCCUCAUCUCCGGUCGCUUCGACGGCUUCCUUCGCAGCGGUGCUGAGGACACAACGCCGGCCUUUAAUCCCCGCUCUAGUGGUAGCCGCUCCAACACCCCCUUCAGCACCGGGGGUAUCUCACGUGGGCCUACACCGAAUUAUAUGGACAGCAGCUUCCGUUCCGCAAGCCAACCAAACGGAAACCCUUCAUCUCCAGCUUCAUUCGGAGGCCCAAUCGCAUUAGACGAGGAGACUGAAAUAGCCGCACUGGCCGAAGUCGAAAGAGACAUCUUCCUAAGCAUGGAAGCAAUGGAAGACGCAUUCGAAGCCCUCCACUGCAAAGCCGAAGUCGUCCGCCGAGCUCUCCGCGAACGCGGCGCAGGCCUUUCAGUCGCAAACCAAAGCCGACGCGGCUCCUACGUCGAGGCCCGCCUGGGCACUCCGUUCAGCCAAAACGAGUGGGAAAGCGGAAUGGAAGACGACUUCCUCGAUGAUGACCGCUCUCUAGCCCCCGACGACUCCGCUAGUAACAUUAGUUCCAACCGUCGGCGACGACCCAAGAGACGCACUGAGCGACGUACGCCGGCGCCCGUGGAGGAGGAAGACGAAGAAGGAUUAUCUCCGGUUGGUCGGCGCGAUUCGAGAAACUCCCGCCGAAGGUAA